AUGGUGAAAGCGAAUCCCGAAUCCCUCAGUUACAAUAACGCAGACACCAACGUCGAGACCGGCAGGACGGGUGCCAGAAACUGCUACCAAUACUGGGCCCAGUUCCCAGUGAGAUUAGACGCGCUGUCUGGGGCGGUGAUGAUGCCUCUUAUGAUGACCUCAAUGGUUGUGGCUUCGAUGCAUGCGCUGCUGCAGCUGUCCAUACAACUGUCGAUCCAGUCGUCAAUCCAGCUCUUGACCCAGCUGUCGAUCCAGUCAUCGACCCAGCUGUUGGUCCAGAUGUCGAUGACUCGUUGCACUCGAAUGGAAAGCAUCCAUGAGGGAAGUCAAGUGAUGGGCCAGCCAGCAGAGCGCUCCAAAGUCGAGGAUAUCGAUAUCGCUCGUAAGCACCAGUCAACCAUCGUUCAGUCUCCUCUGCAUCUCCAGGUUUCGGGAAAGUCAAGAAGUCGCAUCUUGCAGGGGAGCCAAGAGCAGGAUCUUCCACUCGGGAAGGCCGUCCUCCUCCAGCGAGAUCCUUCCGCUGAUGUUUUCGAGAAGCCAAUGCGCGAACAUCUGUCGCAAACCAGCAGCGGAGUCCAGGGCUUCGACGUGGACAUGAAUGUCCACUCCAUCGACGCAGAAGAUGACCACGGGUUCACACGACCAUCCAAGGGAUAUCUGACGAAGGUGCCGCUGCUGUCUCUGGAGACUGCCACCCCAGUCUACCACAGCGCCUAG
Anthostomella pinea is the source of this 717-nucleotide messenger RNA. The record is from the annotation of a GenBank genome assembly. NCBI's taxonomy places the organism in Eukaryota, Fungi, Ascomycota, Sordariomycetes, Xylariales, Xylariaceae.